Aricia agestis (brown argus) is the source of this 3186-nucleotide messenger RNA. RefSeq names its product serine protease filzig (gene Np). The coding region runs from base 208 to 3039 and encodes 943 amino acids. The record is from RefSeq and is a predicted model, not a curated record. NCBI's taxonomy places the organism in Eukaryota, Metazoa, Arthropoda, Insecta, Lepidoptera, Lycaenidae. Gene Ontology annotation, biological process: proteolysis. Gene Ontology annotation, molecular function: serine-type endopeptidase activity. The transcript has 10 exons.
CCUAGCGGUCAAGGCCCGUCAACGUCUUCAAUUUAAAAAAAAGCAAAAACCCGCGCGCGUAACUGUCAAACUAUUUUUUUAAUUCUCCUCCUUCUUUCGCUAAUUGUUUCUUUGUUUUUAAUUUAGUACGAGUAACUGUGAAUGUGGAUUUCGCAUCCGAGAAGCGGUUAAACAGGUGUCAAGCCAUGCUCACGUUAUAGCCGCACCAUGGGCCCCCCCGUCACCCCGGCCGGCCGGCGGCCAGGUGUCAGUGCAGUGACAGUGAGUGGUGACAGUUGGCGAGUGUCACUCGCGGUAGUGCUGACAGUGUUGAACUUGAGUGCGGUGGCCGCCGGCCCGGUGAUACUUAAUUUGGGAUACUUACAAGGUCCAGUAGCUGUAGCUAGGAAUAUAAGACACUUGCCAUGUGUGUCGAGAAAAACGAGUCAGGAGGGCUUGUGUAUGUUCGCGAUAGACUGCCUCAAGGCGAACGGUACACAUCUAGGCACAUGUAUAGACAGGUUUUACUUCGGUUCCUGCUGCCAAAUACCCGAUAAGAAUGUCCUCCCACAGAUAGUAGGAAAUAAUAUAGAAGAUAAUUCAAUAGAGAACGCAAACUUCGUUCAUCAAACAGACGAUAAAUAUGUCAGUCAUAAUAUAAACAAAAUAAUAGAUACGAAUAAAAAUAAAUAUGGUACGAAAAAACCAGUUUCGAGUACGCAAGCGCCCGCAGAAACUAUGGAGCCGAGAACAGAUCUGCCGCCUCAGAAAGAUGAUACCAAAGCAGAAGACGACCAGACGACUCUCGACAAUGAUAUAUCUGAUGAGGAUAGUAAAGUAACAGCUAGUUUUAGUUCCACAGAGAUACCUAAGAUUGAUACGACGAAGACAGUCACAGAAAUACCGAUGAAGUUGUCCACAUUCCAAACUGUUUCCGGCGGAAACAACUUACCGGAUAAACCUGAUUCACACAAAACGAGUGAGACUACUACACCUAAAGUAACGACAACGACCAGUGAAUCCAGCUCAAUCCCACCGAGACCUUACCGACCGACCUACAAACCCAGACCGGGGUAUAGACCAGUUAACUUCACGAGACCACAAUACAGUACGAAACCCAGACCGACAAAACCUGUAACUGUUUCUAGUACAAGAAAACCCCCUUACAGAUUACCAACGAAACGACCUUCGUCUAAGAAACCUUUACCCAUACCUCCAAGACUCAACAUUACCAUACUACCACAGUCCACAAGCUCAAGACCUAUAUUUACUAAGCCAUCAAGUACUCCCAUUACAUUCAUUAAUACAUUGAAAGAUGAAACCAAACCGUCAAAUAUAACUACAAGUACAACUACAACCACUACUACAACAACAACUACUACUACUACUACAACUACAACACCAGCACCAACUACAACAACACCAGAACUAACCACUACACAAGCGACAACUAUAGUAACCGCCGCUCCGACAACCGUUACAACUGAACCUGCAACUGAAGAAACUACUACAUAUAAAACAACAGAAUCUGAUGUAACUGAAGCUUUCUCUCCAACGACAGAAACAGCAACGAUUAACGAUGAUACAACAACAGAUAGAGGAACUACUGUUGGCACUGAAACUGAUUCUUACGAAGAAGCAACGGAGGCAUCUGAGGUUACUACAGAAGAACCAACGACGGAAGCUCCUAAACCUGAAGAAGCCCCGGCCACGUCUCCAAAACCGUCAACAGAGUACCCUCCCUUAGUGACAUGGUCUAACCCUGUUGAAUCAGCCAGCAAGGCGCCCGAGCUUGGACCUACUAAUGAUGAGUGGGAGCCGGUGACGCCUCCGGAGGGCUGGGUGCUGAUAUCCACCAUGUCGCCGAAGCCCGACACCACACAGAAGGCCACUACUCCCAGUAUCUCCUCCUCAACAACAACACCCAUCGACAUACCGAAUACCACAUCAAAAACGGAAUCCCCGACAACAUUCACUCUGGAGUUCCUCACCGAGUCUCCCCAAACGACAAAAACAACAGAGAAGUCUGAAGUGUCGGAAGCAACAACACUUCCAUCGUCACCUUCCUCACCUUCUGUGUCGACUCAAGGACCGAUCCUGGAGUUCACAGUGAAUGUGACUCUGUCACCGACCGUUCCAACCUCCACUGCGAGUAUUGAAAUUACCACCAAAGCUGCUGAAGAAACUACAGCCAACAAGACUGAUUCUGCAACCACAGAGGAGUCAACAACGGAAGCCGCCACAACCGCCAAACCCACCACCGCUGCAUACGACAUGUCAGACUAUAAAAGCGUGUGCGGGCGGCGGCUGUGGCCGGCGGGGCGCAUCGUGGGCGGCGCGAAGUCGGGCUUCGGGCAGUGGCCGUGGCAGAUCUCCCUGCGGCAGUACCGGACAUCCAACUACCUGCACAAGUGCGGCGCCGCGCUACUCAACGAGAACUGGGCCAUCACUGCCGCGCAUUGUGUGGACCGGGUACCGCCGUCGGAGCUGCUGGUGCGUCUGGGCGAGUACGACCUGGCGUCGGAGGAGGAGCCGUAUGGGUUCGCGGAGCGCCGCGUGCAGAUCAUCGCCAGCCACCCGCACUUCGACCCCGCCACCUUCGAGUACGACCUCGCGCUGCUCAGGUUCUACGAGCCGGUGACGUUCCAACCGAACAUCCUGCCGGUGUGCGUGCCCGACGACGACGACGACUUCGUCGGCCGCACCGCCUACGUCACGGGCUGGGGACGACUGUACGACGAGGGUCCGCUACCGAGCGUGCUGCAGGAGGUGUCGGUGCCGGUGAUCAACAACAGCGCGUGCGAGUCGAUGUACCUCGCCGCAGGAUACAACGAGCAUAUACCCAACAUCUUCAUCUGCGCUGGUUGGAAGAAGGGCGGCUCUGACAGCUGCGAAGGCGACAGCGGCGGACCGAUGGUGAUCGAGCGGACGCGCGACCAGCGCUUCGUGCUGAGCGGCGUCAUAUCGUGGGGCAUCGGCUGCGCGGAGCCCAACCAGCCCGGCGUCUACACGCGCAUCUCCGAGUUCCGCGACUGGAUCAACCAGAUACUGCAGUUCUAGUGGCACUUGGUUGUACCGUUGUAUGCCUUGCGUUAUGCCACUUUGCCAAAAAAAAAAAACAACUUGUAUUGAAUAUUUUAUUCUGAAGUAUUUUAUGAAGGUGAUAUCUUCUUCUAUCGUAAAGGGAGUGACAGACGUGCGAGUAAG